AUGUUCCAGUGCUCUUCAUUUAACCAAGCUUUCCUUUCUCAACUUCAAGUCGCUAAAAUUCAAUUAAAGUAUACACGCAAGAACCGGCCCGAAUACUUCGACGUACCCGCUACUUCUUGUCACCUACAGCCUAACAUCUAUUGGAAGCCGGUGUGGGUGAAUGCCUACAUCAAAAGUGUUCACCUUGGCAUGACAGAUUAUGUAGUUAGACCAAAGCGUAGGAGGAAUGGCGCGUUCAAGGCCGUAGAUCCUUGCCUUGGUUAUUACAUCCCACUGCCGCGGGAUACCCAUCCAGGUCCAGAAACUAUGAGGCAGCUGCCAGAUGGUGGAUCGAAUCGUGAAAUGGAAAAGAAGGCUGAGACAGCUGCGACCGGCGGCAAGAUGGCGGUGGAUGAGUUGGACGUGGGCCCUGACGUAGACUCGUUAUCCUGCGCUGACGAAUUGGACCGCUUGCACCGACAAGAGAAUCGCGACUAUGGCAGUGGUUCGGAUUCAGACGGGCAUACUGUAACACGCAGCCGCUGUCGCAAUCGAAGGCGCAUAGUCGCUUCUCCGCCGUCUUCUCCCAGUUCAUCUUUACAAUGGGCGAAUGCAGACUGGGCGAUCCUCAUUCCUGGACCCGUUGCCGCAUUGAGUCGAGACGUCAAUCGUACUCGUCCACAUCAAGCCAGUGGCACUAGCUCUCCGAAGCCUUACGACCACGUCCAAAAGGAGCCACAAUCAGAGACCCUUACGGUUGAGGCAUUCUUGAAGCGGUCGGCACAAAAGACGUACACCAGCAAGCGGAAGCGUGGAAGGCAAAAGAGGGUACUUCAUACGAAACUGAUUGCCGGGGGAUUGGAAUCUGAAGCGCACGAGGAGCAACAUAAUCGCGAAGAUGAAAGGGACAAUGAGAACGUGUACCUGAACGCGAAUACAAUCCAAUUGCGUUCAAGAGAAAUAAUAAGAGCACUAUCUCCCACUUCUCCUGGCUUCUCGUCUGAUAUCUCGUCCGAUAUGGAGACAGAGACGGAAAGGCUUUCAGGUAGCCGAAACUCGUCUUCUCCUUCCUCGAAGACGAAGAAAUAUACAAAGUCUAAGAAAACGUCAAAGAAGAAAUCCAAGUCACUGAGGAAGCGCAUAUAUGAAGCUGCGAUAUCCACACAUGUUGAUCCAGAUCCAUAUUUUGCGUGUUCCCAAAAAGCAGGAAGCGUUUCGACGCGAAUACCUUUACGAUUUGUCCCUGGUGUACAUGUAGGGUCAAUAGGUGGUUCUGAAACCCACUCUUCGAAGCGUGUAAUGAAGAUGAAGAAACGCAGCUUUACUCUCAUCGACCCUCGCAAAUCUGUGGGCAUACGCACCGCGGCGUUCUCGUCGAAAAUCAGGCCGCCCAAUUUGGCGUUCAAUAACGUCCAGAAUGUGUUGCCGUCAAACAGUAGAAUGACUGGCAAAAAAACCCAGGGAAAAUGGAAGUGGGAUCCACAGCUUGGUGCACCUAUGAUUGGUCCGAAACAACAAUUUCUCGAAUCAAAGGUUGAAGCAAAGAAAGAACGAAUCAAGCAAGAUGUACCCGAGACAAAACCUGGAAUCAGUCCACUAGUAUUUAUACCUAUGCUAGAAGCAGAAGCGAGCUAUUCUUCUUUGUUUCGUGGACGAGGAGCCCGACCAGCAGAAAUGGCACAGCCGGAGAAGAGGUCUAGGCUGAAAACUGGACCCGUGAAAACUCAGGCCAAUAGAUCCUCGAGCAAAGGAACCGAGUGA
Psilocybe cubensis is the source of this 1740-nucleotide messenger RNA. RefSeq lists its product as uncharacterized. The transcript has 6 exons. The coding region runs from base 1 to 1740 and encodes 579 amino acids. Lineage: Eukaryota; Fungi; Basidiomycota; Agaricomycetes; Agaricales; Agrocybaceae. The record is from RefSeq and is a predicted model, not a curated record.